AUGUAUUAUCAAAACAAGUGGCACACAGCUCAUUUGCCCCUAUUAUCUAAUAACUUAUUUGACAAGAAAGGGACAUCUUACAAGAUUAAUUCAGUUGUGACCAAGAAAUGGCAAAUUGAUCUUGAGAAGUACAAAGCAUAUUCUCCUGUGUUUAUCCCGGUUGGUUUCUUGAUGUCAUUGGCUUUAAGUUUAGGUGGUUUUAGUGCUGUUAUGAUCUCCUUUUUCUGGAAAUUCAAGACUGAUGCGUGGGAACCUCUAUUCAAAAAGGAGACACAUUCGACUUCCCAUUACAUUGUAGCAUCUGGUAAAAAGUUCAAGACCUUUUAUGUUUGUUCAAUUUUGGUUGGGUUGGCCUUAGGUUUCGUCUUUUCAGAGGCUUGGCAUGAAGCAGCCCAAUUAGGAGCCGGAGGUUACCUUGUUUCUGCACUCAUCGGGAUAUUGAUCUUUGUCCCUGUCGCUUUGGUGGAAUCUAGAUCAACAUUCGAAUUAAACAUGAACGGGUUUUUCAAUGUCGUUGGUGCAUUUUGGUUUAAAGGUAAGCCAAUAGCCACACUUUAUUUCUUGAACACCGGUUUUUCCAUUUUCGAACAUGCUAUGCAUUAUACCCAAGGUGCGAAAUUAGGAUUCUACAUGAAAACUCCACCAAAGCUAACAAUGUUUGUCUUACUGGCAGCUGGUAUUUGGGCAUCCCUAGUGACUUCAAGUGUAGCAGGGUUUGUCCUUUACCACAUUGACAAUGUCUGUACCGCUGCUGCAAAGAAUCAUAUGAUCUGCAAAAAGCAACAAACAGCUUUCAAUACCCAAAUUCUAUGGGGUUUGUUUGGACACAAGAUUUUCGGCGAUGGAGGACGCUACAACUUUAUAAUGUACUUCUUUUUGGUCGGUGCCGUCGUAUCGUGUAUCGUCAUUGUUAUGCAAAUUUGGAGACCCAAAUCUGUCUUCUGGGCCAAGGCAAACCCAGCACUAUUCAUGGCCGGUGCAGAAAAUAUCCCUACUUCCACUGGUAUUAACUACUCUGCAUGGUUUAUUGUAGCAAUGAUCUUCAACUACUAUAUUCAUAAAAAGCAUACGGCUUGGUGGAGAAAGUAUAAUCUAAUUCUUGCCGCUGGCUUGGAUUGUGGUGUUGCAAUUGCUGCAAUUUUGGUCUACUUCUGCGUUGUCUACACUGGUGGAUCUGCAAAUUACAGCUGGUGGGGAACUGAAGUUGCCUCAUCUAGUUGUGACUCCAAAGGUUGUCCAUAUCUUCCAGCAAAGAAAAUCGACGCUUCUGGAAUUACUUGGUGA
Messenger RNA from Kluyveromyces marxianus DMKU3-1042, 1284 nucleotides. RefSeq lists its product as uncharacterized. Gene Ontology annotation, biological process: transmembrane transport. Gene Ontology annotation, molecular function: oligopeptide transmembrane transporter activity. NCBI's taxonomy places the organism in Eukaryota, Fungi, Ascomycota, Saccharomycetes, Saccharomycetales, Saccharomycetaceae. The transcript has a single exon. The record is from RefSeq and is a predicted model, not a curated record. The coding region runs from base 1 to 1284 and encodes 427 amino acids.